AUGGCGCAAGCAUCUACUCCUGACUUCUUCGUUCGCUGGUUAUGGAAUUCAAGCGAUGAUCCGUUCUCUCCCAAUCAUUUUGAAGAAGCAUGGCGCCGCUAUUCUGAUGUUGAAACAGUCCUUAUCGAGGAAGCAUAUCAAAUGAAACGUGUGGAAGCGAUGCUGGAUAAAUAUCAUAUUGAUUUCGAACAUUCUGUCCAAAUAUCGAAUAACAAUUUGAAAAAGCAGCGACCUGUCAAACGCAUAACCGAUGGACAUGUCGAAUCCUCACCAAGAGUAGAACGGUUCACAUCUAAGUCCAUUGUUCCAGCCGCGCCGUUUGUCAUCUCCACUUACGGUAUGGGUGGUACCUUUUUUCUCGAAGUUAUGGACUACUGCGCAAUCCCACACAAUUCAUUUCCAUUUGAUAACAGUAGUGUUCGUCGAAAGAUUGUUGAGAAAGCAGCUGAAGGUCUCGUCAUUGAAGGAAAGAAGGCUGGUCAACAGAAGGUUGCUGAAUGGUUCGCUAGACAACUACUAAAAUAG
Molecule: messenger RNA, 525 nt
Organism: Adineta steineri
Lineage: Eukaryota; Metazoa; Rotifera; Eurotatoria; Adinetida; Adinetidae
Source: the annotation of a GenBank genome assembly